Messenger RNA from Saccoglossus kowalevskii, 1266 nucleotides. RefSeq names its product DDB1- and CUL4-associated factor 4-like. Gene Ontology annotation, molecular function: protein binding. Gene Ontology annotation, cellular component: Cul4-RING E3 ubiquitin ligase complex. The record is from RefSeq and is a predicted model, not a curated record. Lineage: Eukaryota; Metazoa; Hemichordata; Enteropneusta; Harrimaniidae.
CUUCCGACUCCUACCGGGUCACAACAAUUACAAUCCUCUUACAGUAGACUCCAUCAAGAAGAAAGAAAUUGACAAAAUGAAGAAAGAUCUUUCACAGUCAAAACAAGGUUCAAGUACAACGAAAUAUAAGAACACUGGUGAAUCAGAGAUUACAGAGCACUUCCAAUGUGAACUUCCAGUUCCAAUGUUUCAGCAUAGCCUCCAGAUUGGUCAUUACUCUUCUCAACAAGUAUCCAGAUUGCAGCAUGAGAGGAUGGUUAACAGUGUCCAGACUAAUACACCCAUGCAAUUGACUGCUAGUCACCUUUUGAACUAUAGGUAUUCUCAUUUGAUGGCAGAUGUAAAAAAUGAUGUGCUUUGCACGGUGAUUGAAUUUCCAAAAAGUUGCUGCUUGUGUUUGGGUGAAUUAAUACCAGUUAAAAACCCAAGGACCAAUGGACCUAUCCAAUUUCUUGACUCUAACGAUGUAGUAAAAGAUAGCAAGGUGACCUGUGUAUGCUGGGCAGGACCGGGUAGUAGUGCUGAGACUGCUGCUGUUCUCUACUCAUCAUUCAAAUCAGAGAGUGGUAUUAGUGAAAUCAGCUCAUUUUCUACUAAUCCCAGACACAGUGCUUCCAGGAAAGCUUUAAUGGUGGAUGUACAAACACAAAGAGCAUUACAUUUCAAUACACAUAAAAGUGAUGUGUUUACACAAACAUUUGGCUUGAGGAAUCCUCUUCUAAUUAAUGGUACCAGGAAAGGUCACAUUCUUGGCUUUGACCUGAGAGAACCAAGUAAUAGAUCUAGUUGUAUAAAACUUCAACAAGAGUUGUCAGUGUGUUGUGUCAAGUUUCUUACAGACGAGAACUACCUGGUGGCCAGUGAUAUGGCAAGCAAGAUACUACUCUGGGAUAUCAGAGCUUUGAAACCUGUAAUACAAUUCCAUGGUCAUACAAAUACUCACUUACAACUGUCUUUUCAUAUUGACUCAACGGAAUCAGUCAUUUACUCAGGUGGUAUGGAUACUUUGAUUCGUUUCUGGAGUUUACAAGAUGGUCAUUUAAUACGGACUGUUGCACCACCAUUUAAAGAACAUUACAGACCACCUUUAGUACAGUAUUCUGAAGAGUGGACAAAAGACAACUUUCCUGGCAUAGUAAUGGCAAAUGAAAAAGACUUGCACUGGUGUGGUAUAUAACAAAGCUAGAAGAGAGAUUUGCAAAUUUUAAUAAAAGUUAAUUUUAUAUUUAUAUUUAUUUUCUUAUCAAUAAAUCAUACUACUUUCUA